AUGGUUUCCUUGAAUUAUGAAAAGCGUUCUACAUCUAGACAAUCUGUUAAGAAACUUCCCAGUCGUUCGCUUAGGCGCAUAUUAUUCUUGUUUUUCUUGACGGUACUGUCCGUCUGGUCUAUUUGGUUCUUCCUACCAACGUUGCAUUCUUCAAUAGAGGAGAAGUAUGUUAUAUGGGUGAAACACCCACAACAUUCCGAUCCUGUCAAAGUUCGCGUACCAUAUAAUUCCGACAUUGCAGACGUCAAGAAAAUGGUGAAAUCAGAAUUACAACCUGCUCUUGAUAAAGAGAGUCUUGGUAAUGUAGUAAUUCUGAGCCCAAAACUUGGUCGACUGAACCCCCGCACGUUGGUUCGAAAAGUGAAUUUGGAUAAGAGUGAGCAUUUGAUAGUUUUUGUGGAUAAUGUUGAUUCUCGGUUAUUUUUGAAAACGCUCACUUCCGACCAACUUCCACUGCAAGUCAAUGCACCGUUGUGUCUCAAAAGUGACGAGGCAUAUAUGGUCAUAGCAAAAGUCCUCAUGGGACAAUAUUCACAGAAAGACAUCAUUGCGUUGAAAAAUAACCUGUGUGAUUCAAGUGUCGAAAGCUGGAGUUCUAGAUAUUCGUAUACCGGGCGGUAA
Acaulospora morrowiae is the source of this 621-nucleotide messenger RNA. Lineage: Eukaryota; Fungi; Glomeromycota; Glomeromycetes; Diversisporales; Acaulosporaceae. The record is from the annotation of a GenBank genome assembly.